This is a messenger RNA of Dermatophagoides farinae (American house dust mite), 6924 nucleotides long. RefSeq names its product dedicator of cytokinesis protein 9-like. The record is from RefSeq and is a predicted model, not a curated record. Gene Ontology annotation, molecular function: guanyl-nucleotide exchange factor activity. Gene Ontology annotation, biological process: small GTPase-mediated signal transduction; positive regulation of GTPase activity. NCBI's taxonomy places the organism in Eukaryota, Metazoa, Arthropoda, Arachnida, Sarcoptiformes, Pyroglyphidae.
GUUAUUGUUGUUGUUGUUGUUGUUGUUUUGUUGAAUUGAAUGAAUGAAUUUUUCUGCAAAAUGUUUCUUGAGUUUGUUGUUGAUGAAAAAUGGAUAUAUUAGCUGGUGCCAUUAGAGUGUAUUGUGUGCUGGUCACCUGCUGAUUUUUCAUCUAAUUCAGAUUUUUCAUUCAAGACAAUAUUCUUGUACGAUCAACAAUUGACAGUCAUCAAACAUCGAUGACUCAUUUAAUGCAACCAAUACUUGAUUUUAUCCAAUAGAAAAAAGUUUAUUCUGUUGUUGAAUUUAUUUAUUUGAUUAAACUUUUUGCCUGAAAUACCCCGUUUGGAAAUAAUGUCCGAAAGACGUUUCACACGAUUAAAAGCAACACUUUCCGAACAUGGAACAGCGGCUAAAACACGUGAAACUGUUUCACGUGAAUUACGACAAUCAUUAAAUGUUAAUAAUGAAUCAACAUUUCUGUCCUGCAUUGAAUCUGAUUAUGAAAGUAAAGUUCGUCAAUGGGAACAGGAACUUUAUGAAGAAAUUGAACAUUAUAGCCAACAGCAACAAUUACAACAAGAACAACAAACGGACAUAGAUGAUACAGAAACAAAACCGUUGAUGAAACAUUUUGCUGAAAACUUUCUCAUCAAAGAUGAAGAUGAUAUCAAAUGUAUUGAUCAGCCUAAAGAUAUGAAAUUUGAUUUUAAUCGUUAUUAUUCACGUGAAAAAAUUAAAAUUACAUCGCCAUUCAGUAAUGAAUGUUUAACACAUUACACCGAUUGUAAACAUCUUGUACAUUAUUGUUCGCUAUCGAAAUAUUUUGGUACUAUGCUAGAUACAUCCUCCUCAUCAUCAUCAUUCCAUAAUCAUCUGACCUCAACUAAAUCAUCCGCCGAUUUCAUUGCCAAUGAAUUAUUAACAUCAAAGUUUCUAACAAAUUUUCCACUCCGACCUCAUGUAUUUGAAUGUGAUGACGAUGAUUAUGAAUCAGGUGGAAUUUGUGCAAAAAUGCUCAUUCGUGAAGGUAAUGCAUCAGUCAUUGGUGAAGGUGAUGGUGAUUUCCGUAAUGGUUGGCUCACACUUUCACGUGAUGAACAUGAUUGUUUUCUUACAUUUUUCGAUACAAAUCGAAGGAAUAAAAUCUUAUGGCAUAUUGAAGUGAAUCAAAAAGUUGAACGAUUUUCCGAUCAAGAUCAAGCUUCAAAUAAUAGUUUUCAGGUGAAUCGCCACAUCAUCCGUACUGAUUCCAAAUUCAUCGAUGAUUGGAUUAAGGAUAUCAAUUCGAAUAUUGUGCAAGAAUUUGAACCAAUGCACCAAUUGCAACGUAUAUUGAAUCAUGAUGCUGAAGAAAUUUCCCAGAAAUUGAAAAGUUUGGAUCUAAUCAACAAUAUCAAUCUAUUCGCUGCCUAUAAUGAUAUGAAUAUUAGAAAAGAUUUUUUCAAUAAAUUUACUGAAGAUUUUAACUAUCUAAAUUCUCAUAAUCAAAAUGUUUUUUUGUCAAAUGAUAAAGAAUUCAAUUUUCUUGAAAUAAAUCAUCAUCAUCAUCAUCAACAACAGCAACAACAACAACAACAGCGAAUAUUUCGUUUCGUAUUGAUGAUCAAAUCGACUGAUAUAGCCAUUCCAUCCAUAAAUAAUGAUCGUUCUCGUUUGAAUGAUUCAUAUUUUUAUCGUAUUUCCCUGUUUGAUUGUAAAUUGGGAAAACUUUCCGAAGAAUUUCGUUAUGUUGUAUCAUCUGAUAUUCAUUCGUGUAGAUCAUCCUCUCUAGCCGAAGGCAAUCGUGGUUUCGAUCAAAAACUAUUGUGUACAGUUACAAAGGCAUUGUUUCAAGUCGACCUUAAUCAUUCGAAUCCAAAUGAUCUUUAUCUUGUUCUACGUGUAGAACGGACAUGGCACCGAUUGCAGAAUUAUAUGUGCUGUCCAAUUAUCAAUAGCCAGAAUAAUAGUCAAAAUAAUAAUAAUAAAGUUGCACAUAGUCUGAUGAUUCUACAACAUGUUGAACCAUAUGCAUGGAGUAUACGACCACUGUUUCAUCCAGAUUCAUUGAAUCUGGAAACGAAUCCAAGUUUCGGCCUAUUCUAUAAAAUGGAUCAGAAUCGUUUGUCAGAUGAAUUCAUCUGUAACAUUCUAAAUCAGGUUUCUCAUCAAUCCACUUCUACGCGGUCACAAACAAUCAUCAGUGGAAGACUUGAGAUUGAAUUGAUCGAUUUGAAAACAUUUUUGAAACAAAUUAAAAGCCAACAUGAAGAAAAGGAGAAUAAUGCUGAAAUUGUCAUUUUCAAUCCAUCUGUUUAUGCGCGGAAAGCUAUCGAUUCGGAAAAUAGUGGCAAAAAAACACAACAGCAACAGGUGUUGAUCAAUCCGAUUGUUGAAAUUCAAUCAUUACGACUGUUAUCACAACCUUAUACCGAAUUCUUUAAUAUACUCUAUAUUUAUCCACAAAGUUUACGUUAUGAUUCACAACGAGUAUUUUCAAAAGCAAGAAAUCUAUGUGUUACAAUCGAAAUUCGUGAUACGGAUAAUACGAAUGAAUCACGAUCAUUGCCAAUUAUAUACGGUAGACCACAUGAUUCAUCGUUGUUCGUCACAUCGGCUACGACAGCUGUUUCAAAACAUAGUGUCACACCGGAUUUUUUCGAAGAAAUCAAAGUAGCAUUACCAUUAAAUUUCAGUGAAAAACUUCAUAUUCUCUUCACUUUUUCACACAUAUCAUGCAAGAAAGAAUGUUUAUAUUCAAUCGUCGGCUAUUCAUGGCUGCCAAUUUCGUCGGAAAAACGUCAAAUUCAUUGUCAGAAUCUGGCAUUAUCAGUUUUUGCUUCUCUUCCCAAUAACUAUCUUUCCUGUCAAUCAUUAGGCCUUGGCAAAGGUCUUUCAAUGCCCGAUGUUAAAGUUGUGGGUAAAGAAGUUUUCAAGGUUUCCUUAUCGCUAACAUCAUCAAUUAUAUCACGCGAUUUCGAAUUGCACAAUACACUAUUAUCAGUGAUUAAAAUAACACGGUCACAUCGAAAUGAUUCAAAAGAAAUUUCACAUAUAAUAUCAUUGGAAAGACAAAUACCAAAAAUGCUUCGACAAUUGCCCCAUUGUGAUCCAGAAGAAUUGAUACAUUUUUCACAGAUUAUCAUUCAACAAUUGUUCAAAUUAAUUAUUUAUGCUGCUAGCCAAGAAUUGAUACAAGAAUCAAUAAAUACAAUCAUUCGUUUAGUGGAUCAAUUUCGCCGUGAUAAUCAAUUAGAUAUCCUCCAUCAAUUCAUCUAUUCUACAUUUGAAACGGCCGAAUUCUGUAAUCUAUACAUCCAUGAUCAAUUGAUCAUUUUGAUCAAUAAAAUGUUUGAACAAUUCAAUCCGAAUGGCAAACAACAGCAGCAGCAACAACAACAACAACAAUCGAUUUCCACUACUGUAAUGACGAAUACUGAAGAGAUGAAAUUACUGAUCAGUAAUUUAUGGUUUCUUUUGCAAAUAAUGACCAAGUCAAUGGCUCAAUAUCUUAUUCAAACUGGUCGAAUUCGUUGGAAACGUGAAGAAAGAUUUGAUGAAGAAUUCGUGAUGAAUCUAAAAUCAUUUUUUGAACAUGCAUCUACUGUGAUUUCAAUGAAUUCUCGGCUUGAAGAAGUACAAGAUGCUAAUCGAGCGUUAACUCAUUUCAUGACAAGAUUAUGUUCAUUUUUUGAUCGUUCCAUCAUAUUCAAUGCCAUGUUUCAUCAUGUCAAUUGUCUAUCAUCACGUGAUAUUGUUAUACAGGAAUUGAAAUUCAACGCUAUCGCUACUCUUUUGGCACAUGAACAUUUUAUUCCAUUUUGUAAUCCAAUGCAACUACAAGAUACAGCAACAUUGACAAUAGAAUUUUGUAGUAAACAUUUUCCCGCAUUCCUCAUAUUGAAUGAAUUUCGUUCAUUAUAUCAUCAAUCAGCAACAAGUGUUCGCCAGAUUCGACAAUUAGCUUUGUCCAUUAUUCGUAAUCAAUUGACCAAACAUAUGCUCGAUGAUCGUUAUUCAUCAUUGGAAUGUCGUGAAAAGGUCAUUUGUCUAUAUUUACCCAUAUUAUCCGUCAUAUUAGAGAAUUGUAAUCGAAUGAUGGAUUCGGCCAUUUCGAGUAAUCCAAACACACAGAAUUUAUCUUCUACACAUUCGCAUGGUUCAAAACAGCAUUCAUUUGCAACAAUUCAUGAACAACAUCAACAAAAUUCCAUUGAUGGUCUUAAUUCGUUAUUAGUUCGAUCUACAUCGGAAAUAUCAUCAACACUUAGCUCAAUCAGUUCAUAUAGCUCAAAUUCAACGAUUGGUUCUGUCAAUACAUUGACCGGACAUAAUCGAACAAAUUCUGCUGCAACAUCGAUAACAUUAGCGGUCAGUUCGACUAGUAAUACAGUUCGAUUUGAUAAAUUCAGUAAUGAAGAGGUUCGUGAUCUUUUCAUUUGUUUCUUAUGUAUCGUACAAAUGAUCAACACCGAACGUAUGAAUCUAUUGACGAAAAAACAACGAAAAGAUUUGUUUCUAUGUCUGGAAUUGGCCAUCAAUUGUUUUGAAUAUAAACCAAAAAAAUUUACUGAUAAUCGUUCGAAAACUAUGCCCAAUUCGAUUAGUAGUAGCAAUGCAAAUAAUCUUAACCAUCAUCAUCAUCAUCAUCAUCAUCAUAGCUUUGUAAUGAAUACUUUGACAACAAACCACCACCAUUAUCAUCCUCACCAUAGUACUGGUGAGAAUCAUUUAACCAACUAUCUCCUGCAACAGAAUCUAUCCAUACAAUCAGCAUUGAUAACAUUACGUACGAUUCAUCUCUAUCUGGAUAAUGAUCAAGAACCAAUCGAUCAUUCAAUAUCACAAAUUCUAUCAAUCUAUCUAACGCUGAUGACAAUACCACAAAGUCAAACAGUUUUGAUACAUUUAUUCAAUAGUGUCAGAUAUUUUGUUCAUAAAUUUUCCCUUCUUUUAUUCAAUUCGGAUGCAUUUCUAUCGCCAAUCAUUUCGAAAGUUAUACGAUAUUGCAACUCUUCUUUAACUCCUAUUCGACAAGGAGCUACUGAUUUAUUGUAUUGUUUAUUUGUGACUAAUAUGAAACGUACACGAUUCGAGACGAUUGUUUGUGUUUCGAGAUUGGCUUCAAGUGAUCCACAUGGUCUGCUCUAUCUACAUUCAUCGUUGAAUCGUUUGGAACAGCUUGCAAUUGCCGAUACGAAAACCUUACAGAUAUAUACCGAUGAUGGUGAAGAAGAGAUUUCCAUCACAAUGAUUGUUGAACGUAUACGUGAAAUAUUAAAAGCAACUAAACAGAUUCGUGAAGAAUAUUUUGAUCCAUAUUCAGCUUCUGAACUUCGAUUACAAUUGGCCAAUUCAUAUGCACGAACAUCGCGUUCUUUAUUACGAACAUGGCUAGAGAAUUUAAGUGAAGUUCAUAUCAAGAAUCAUGAUUGGGCCGAAGCAGCAAUGUGCCUAUGUCAAGUGAUAGCAAUACUCAUUGAACAAUUGUCUUCCAAAGAAAUUCAUAUCAUUGACGGUAUGCUCAAUAUAAGUAAAGUAUCGGAUAAUAUUAUGACUAAAGAUUCGAUAAAACGUGAAUCUGAUUGGCUUGAAUUGGAAGAGAGCCAUGUAUCGAUCGAUGUACUCGAAUCAAUCAUCCAAGAAUGUGUUGAUCUAUUUGAAAAAGCCGAACUUUAUGAACUAGCACCACAUGUAUUGAAAGUUGUAAUGUCAUCUUAUGAAAAAGAAUAUGAACAUAAAAAACUUUCCAUACUCUAUACGAAAAUUUCAAAAAUGCAUUCAAAAGCACAGGAGAUUAAUGAUUCGGGUAAAAGAAUUUUCGAUACUUUUUUCAGAGUGGCAUUCUAUUAUCUGAACACGGGACAGAAAAUGGAAUACAUUUAUAAAAUGCCCAAACUAGUCUCAUUAUCGGAAAUGACGGCCAAAAUGCAGGCAUUUUAUCCGAAUGCAACAUUCUUAGCUGCAGAUUCACCGACAAUUCAACAGAUUGAAUCAAAUACGACUGAAUCAUUACAUUCACAUUCGAAUGGCGAAAUACCCAAUUUAAAUAAUAGUAAACAAUGUGGAAACCUAAUUAUCGUUGUUACACAUGUAACACCAUACAUUGAAAAUGCACGUAAUCAAUUUGAAAAGAAUGUCGGCGUACUACAGUUUGUCUAUGAACAACGUUUAGACAGUAAAAUUGCUCAAUCCGUUGCUGAACAAUAUAAAAAACGAGUCAUUCUUACCGCCGGCCAUAGUUUUCCAUAUUUCUUGAAACGUAUACCGGUUAUUAGCAAGAAAGAAGUGAUAUUAAAUCCAAUCGAUGUGGCCAUCGAUGAAAUGCAGGAACGUGUCUAUCAAUUAGAGCAUGUAAUCAUGAAUCAAGAUGUUAAACAUUUACAAUUGGUUUUACAAGGAUCCGUACAUGUGACUGUCAAUUGUGGACCAAUCGCAUAUGCAAAUGCAUUCCUGAAAACCAAACCGAGCAUCGAUGAUGAACAACAGAAAAUCAUAAUGAUGACCAAUGGAAUCGAUGAUGAUUAUGAUGAUAAUAAUAUUCAUGAUGAAAAUUUUGAUGAAAGUCAAAAACAUUUGAAAUUUUUAUUCGAACAAUUCCUUGACCUAUGUGAAAGUGCCUUAAAAUUGAACGAACGAUUGAUCAAAUCGAAUCAAACCGAAUAUCAUAAUAAUUUGAAGCUAAAUUUUGAAAAACUAAAAUCCGAAUUGGAUUUUCUUAAUCAUCGAUCCUCAUAUAUUCCGAUAUUCGAUGCCAUUUCUGGUCCAACGUUUGGCCAUUUUUCUUAGCCGGCUUCCAUCUAAAUUGUUUUUUUAGCUUUGUCCGCUAGAUUUAACAAGUUUUUUUUUAUCAUUCUAACUCCUUCGGUUCUAUAUGUUAUGUCUUCUUUAUUGCCUAUAUUAUGUCGUUGUUAUUGCCUUGAAUUUUGAAUGAAUUUUUUUUAGAAUAAAUAAAUUCUUAUU